Ilex paraguariensis (yerba mate) is the source of this 2347-nucleotide messenger RNA. The record is from the annotation of a GenBank genome assembly. Lineage: Eukaryota; Viridiplantae; Streptophyta; Magnoliopsida; Aquifoliales; Aquifoliaceae.
UUCCGCGGAAGAAAUUUCUGAUUUAUUGCUCAGAAGACCAAACGGUUACUCUAUCUCUCUCUCUCUCUCCCUCCUCUUGAAACUUCGAACCUGAACCGAGACCCUCCGAACAAAGGUUAAGCUGAAAUUCCAACUCUUUUGUAAGUUGAACUUCGAGGUGGUUUUUCUAUUGGCAAGUAACUUUUUGCCUUGCAAAAGAGAUUACAUUGGCACUGUAAUCUCUUCCAUUUCCCACAGCAAUGGUGGUUAGCGAAGAUAAGGCUGCUAAAUUGAGCUUAACCUACUUUUUCACUUAUCUAGCUGCUUAUUGAGAGGUCAUAGAUAUCAAUGUGAUAAUCAAGAUUCUCUGUGUGACACUGUGCCACCUUUUGACAAAUGAGUAGUUCAGCAAAUAGAAGUUAAAUCAUACUGCUGAUCGCCAUUGUUACUCCUACAUUUAGAUAUCUGAGCUAGACAUAUUGGCAAGUCGCAAGUUAUUCUGAGAUGCAAACAUCUCAGGAACACCAAAGUUCAAGCAGCAUCCAAAGGUCAUACGACCUGCCCAUACAGCAGAUUGAACCGUACAGCUUGUCUCAUUUCCAAAAUUCAACCAACAAUGUUAGCUCCGAUAGUAGCAACCAAGGAGCCCAUGUUUCUUUUCAGGCUUACGAUGAACAGUUUUUCACCCUGGAUUCAUCCCCAGCAACAGAUUACCUUGUCUACAAUUCACCAUCUGCUAUAAGUAUCUCUUCCAGCAGGAGUCCCUUUUCACCACAAUGUUCCCAGUCAUACAUCUCAGAUCUGCAUCACUCCCCUGAGAAUACCUAUGGAUCCCCAUUAAGUGGGUCUUCCGUUGUUGAUAGCAGUGAACUGCAACAUGUACUGCGAGAAUUGGAAAUUAAGUUGCUGGGGCCUGAAUCUGAUAAUGACAUGAGCAACUGCUCCAUCACCAGUAUGGCCGUCCCACAAUCCUCUUCCUUGGCAAGGUCAAAUCGAAUCUUGGAGAUGGCCGCCAACUUAGACUUGAAACAUGUGCUCAUUGCCUGUGCAGAAGCCGUAUCAGAGGCUGAUAUGACAACUGCAGCAGGUUUGAUGGAUGUGUUAGACCAUAGGGUGUCAGUCUCGGGGGAUCCUGUCCAGCGGUUGGGUGCAUACAUGUUGGAAGGGCUUAGAGCAAGGCUGUUGUCCUCCGGGAGCAUUAUCUACAAAAAAUUGAAGUGCCAAGAACCAACAAGCUCAGAACUGAUGUCUUAUAUGGGUAUCCUUUAUCAGAUCUGCCCAUACUUCAAGUUCGCCUACAUUUCUGCAAAUGUUGUGAUUGGGGAAGCCAUGGCAAAUGAAACAAGAAUCCACAUCAUCGAUUUUCAGAUUGCACAGGGCAGCCAGUGGAUGUCCCUUAUCCAGGUUCUUGCACGUCGGCCUGGUGGACCCCCACUCAUCCGUAUCACUGGUGUUGAUGAUUCCCAAUCAGCUCAUGCUCGAGGUGGUGGACUCCACCUUGUGGGGCAGAGGCUAGCAAAGGUCGCUGAGUCAUGCAGAGUGCCGUUUGAAUUUCAUGGUGCAGCCAUGUCUGGUUGUGAGGUUGAACUAGAGAACCUUGGGGUUCGUCAUGGAGAAGCCCUGGCUGUCAACUUUCCUUACAUGCUGCACCACAUGCCGGAUGAGAGUGUGAACACAAUGAAUCAUCGAGACCGUCUUUUAAGACUGGUGAAGAGCUUGUCACCGAAGGUUGUGACCCUUGUUGAGCAAGAAUCCAAUACAAAUACUGCUCCAUUCUUUCCACGGUUCCGUGAGACACUGGAUUAUUAUACAGCUAUGCUUGAAUCAAUUGAUGUGGCUCGCCCCAGGGAUGACAAGCAACGGACUAGUGUAGAGAUGCACUGUGUGGCACGCGACAUCGUCAACAUAAUUGCAUGUGAGGGGGCUGAGAGGGUGGAAAGGCACGAACUUUUUGGCAAGUGGAGAUUACGACUAAUUAUGGCGGGCUUUACUCCAUGCCCAUUGAAUUCUUCGGUUUGCGAGGCCAUCAAGGAUAUGUUGAAGGAGCAUCAUCAAAAUUUUAGACUGGCAGAGAAGGAUGGAGCUCUUUAUCUUGGCUGGAAGAACAGGGCUUUAGUAACUUCUUCUGCAUGGAGAUGAAACAAACUUACUGCAGCACACAAUACUGUAAAUUUUUUCCUUUCAUUGUUGAUAUCACUAGUUUUAGUUGAGUGGUGCUCUUGUUUGUACUUUUAUAGCUGAGACAGGCUCUCUUCCACUAUACCUGAACUUGUACAAUUUGUACAAGCCUACGAAAUCAGAGUUGUAUCGAGUUAUAUUUGUGUCAUUUUGAGCUUUGGCUUAACAUGUUCACGAGGUUAUAUCCGGU